AUGCCAGCUCUCUGCUCCGGUAGAGGUGGUCCGGAACACGCACCUUUCACACUGCGGAUACCGAUGUCGCCAAGCACUUACCGUUGCGUUGAGAGCAGUCGACGUCGUACUAGAACUCUUCUCCGCAUGUUGCAACCUAAGCAAGCUUGCUUCUGCCCCUUGUUGUGA
Molecule: messenger RNA, 168 nt
Organism: Colletotrichum tamarilloi
Lineage: Eukaryota; Fungi; Ascomycota; Sordariomycetes; Glomerellales; Glomerellaceae
Exons: 1
Coding region: 1-168 (55 amino acids)
Source: RefSeq, a predicted model, not a curated record